CAACGUUAUUCACAAGCAAGCAGCAUCUCGCCAAUUCCAACAACCACAAACGAUGGUUUGGCUAACUAUUUCAUCAUUUCCACAGCAAAACCGGUGGUUACUAAGCACAACAUGCAGGACUCUACGAUCUUUGAGUCGCUAGCCAAGAUCUACGAAGUUCGGUGCAUCGGAGAGCCCAAACCAGUGGCUACAUGGUAUAAGGACGGCGAGGAAGUCGUGAACGGCGAAGGCAUCAAAGUUUCUGAGGAGGGAGAAAUUUACAAAUUAACGGUACCGUACACUCUCAUCCCCAAAGACGAGGGUGUUUACAAGAUUCACCUGGAAAACAGGCUCGGCGAGCAGGACCUCGAGUGCAACCUAAAACUGAACCCGGUGGAGCAGCUGCGCAAGCCCAUCCUAAAGAAGGGGCUCAAAGACACGACCGGCAAGAAGGGCGAGAAGGCCGUGCUCACGGCCGUCAUCACGGGUGACCCGGUGCCGGACAUCAAGUGGUGGAAGGACGGUGAGCAGCUGCUGCCGGACAAGGACCCCAACGUCAUCAUCAACUGCGACACCAAGUUCAUCCAGGACGACCUCAAGGAGUGCACGUACUCGGUGACCAUCCCCAGCGCGCGCCACAAGGACACCGGCCAGUACUCGCUCAAGGCCACCAACAAGUUCGGCUCCGUGGAGAGCAGUGCGCUGCUCAACAUCAUUCUCCGUCCAGAGAUCGAGGGCAUGAAGGACAAGACCGGAAUCCCGACCACCAUCACGCAGUUCGAGGUCGUCAUCCACUCCAACCCGGCCGCCGACGUCAAGUGGCUCAAGGACGACAAGCCCAUCGUGGCUGACGACCACUUCGAGGUGUUUGAGGACCGCGAGAACGAGAAGUUCACCCUCCGCGUCAACGACACGGCCACGGACGACCACGGCGUGUACACGGUCACGGCCAGGAACUCGCAGGGCGAGGCCAGCAAGAGCGCGCAGCUCAGCCUGCACACCGAGAAGCCGAGCUUCCUCAAGGACCUCGUCGACCGCAUCAUCAAGGACGACAGCCCCGUCGAGUUUAAGGUGCGCGUCAACGGCGACCCCAAGCCCAAGAUCACGUGGCUCAAGGACGACCUCGAGGUCGUGGUGGACGACCGCGUGACGGUGGACACGUCCAUCGAGGGCGUGGUGACGAGCGUGCUGGCCAUCAGCAACGUGUGGAAGGAGGACGUGGCGCGCUACACGUGCGUCGCGACCAACAUGGUGGGCGAGGCGCGCACCUCGGCGCAGCUCAACAUGGACCAGGCGCCGCCCAUGGUCACCAUCCCGCUCGACAAGUGCAUCGAGGUGGACGAGGGCGAGCCGCUCGAGAUCAAGGGCAAGAUCGACGGCAGCCCCGUGCCGAGCGCCAAGUGGUUCAAGGACAGCGUCGAGAUCGACCCCAAGGACCCGCACGUCAAGAUGACGCUGCUGCCCGACGGCACGGUCAAGCUCAACAUCGACGAGGUGAAGCACAACGACGGCGGCGCCUACAAGGUGGUGGCAUACAACAAAAACGGCGAGAUGGGCUCCAUGUGCGCCGUGGCCGUGAAGCCCAAGCCGCGCUCGCCCGAGUUCGCCCAGCCGCUGGAGAACGUGACGGUGCAGGCCGGGCAGCCGCUCAAGCUGGAGGCCCUCGUCACCGCCUUCCCGGUGCCGGAGGUCAAGUGGUUCAAGGACGGCCACGCCAUCCGCCCGUCCAAGGAGGUCAACUUCAUCAACGACCCCGUCGGCCACGUCGGCCUCCUGAUCGACGCGGCCCGACCCGAGGACGCGGGCGUGUACACGGUCAAGGUGGCCAACAAGCUGGGCGCCAUCGAGGGCAAGGCGGAGGCCGCGGUGCAGGAGCGCGAGCGCAGGCCCAUGUUCCACGCGCAGCUGCUGCCGCAGAAGGUGGUCGAGGGCUUCCCCGUCCGCAUGGAGGUCAAGGUCGUCGGCCACCCGCCGCCGGUGCUUACCUGGACGCAACUUCGCGGCCAAGGUGAUGCACGGCAAGGACAUGCCCGACCUGCCGCUGCGCAAGUUCAUGGAGAACGAGCUGGAGAUGAUGUCGCUGCUGCACCACCGCCGCCUCAUCCGCCUGCACGACGCCUUCGACACGCACAACACGUUCACGCUCGUCACGGACCUGGCGGGCGGCGGCGAGCUGCUGGACACGCUCACCAGCCGCCCCUUCUACACCGAGUGGGACGUGGCGCACUACAUCCGCCAGCUGCUCGAGGGCCUGGAGCACAUGCACAGCCUCAACGUCGCCCACCUCGGGCUAACGGUCGGCGACCUGCUCAUCUCCCACCCGGGCGGCGACGACCUCAAGAUCUGCGACUUCGGCCUGGCGCGCCGCAUCUCGUCGGCCGGGCUGCAGCCGCUGCUCUACGGCAUGCCCGAGUUCGUGGCGCCCGAGGUGAUGCGCGGCGAGGGCGUGUCGCUCAGCGCCGACAUGUGGUCCGUGGGCAUCAUCACGUACCUGCUGCUCUCCGGGCACUCGCUGUUCCGCGGCGAGAACGACCGCGAGACGCUCACCAAGAUCAAGGAGGGCAAGUGGUACUUCGACGAGGACCUGUUCAACAACUACUCGGCCGAGGCGCGCGACUUCAUCACCAAGCUGCUCGCCUACGUGCCCGGCGCGCGUCUCAACGUGGAGCAGGCGCUCGACCAUCCGUGGUUCAACAUCCUGGGCAGGACGCCCUACGACCCGUACCGCAUGAGCUCGGACGCGCUCAAGAACUACUACAACCUGUACAAGGACUGGUACAGCAACGCCUCCUGCCGCAACUGGUACCGCCGCCGGCCGCUCGAGGGGGCCUUCACGCACCCGUCCAAGAUGGUGUACCCGCCGUACGAGCGCUACACACCGGCGCCCACCCCGGAGCGCGAGCCGUACAAGGCGCGCAACUGGGAGGAGGAGAUCCACACCGGCGGCACCGACCUCAACUACGAGAUCGGGCUCGUCAAGUCCGAGAGCCACUACCAGAACGGCCCGGACACGUACCUGCUGCAGCUGCGCGACACGGACUUCCCCGUGCGCCUGCGCGAGUACCUCAAGGUGGCCGCCAACCGCGGCCCGGGCUACUCGCGCAUCGUGUCGGACCAGAGCCACCUCGACUGGAGGGCGCCGGUGAUCCGAGAGCGGCGUCGCUUCACGGACGUGAUGGACGAGGAGAUCGACGACGAGCGUAAGGAGCGCAUCAACAAGUACGGGUCGGGCGACGUGUACAGCCUGCGCCGGCUGCGACACGAGCUCGGCACCCGGCUGGACGGGCAUGCCGAGGCCGAGGCCAUCAUGCAGACCAAGCACGAAGAGCACGACGGCCAGCUGCCCUUCUUCCGGGAGAAGCCGCAGACGGUGCCCAUCGUGGCCAACGAGGUGGUGGAGAUCGCGUGUCUGGCUGUGGGCGACCCCAAGCCCUUGGUGCAGUGGUACAAGUGCGACAUGGUGGUGCAGGAGACGGUCCGCAUCUCGUUCAAGGAGGACGGGGAGGGCCGCAGCAUCCUGCGCCUCGGCCCCGCGCACAACAUGGACAUCGGCAUCUACAAGGUGGUGGCCCGCAACAAGGGCGGCCAGACGGUGGCGCGCUUCCGCGUCGUCCUGGCCGGCGUGCCCUCCUCCCCGGACUCCCCCGACGUGGCGGACGUGUCCGACGACGAGGUGUUCCUGCGCUGGAAGCAGCCCAAGGACGACGGCAACACCGCCGUCAUCUGCUACUCCCUGCAGUACAAGGAAGUUGAUGGUGACCAGUGGCUUGAUGUGGCAAAGAACAUUGACCAUGAGUUCUUUGUGGUGAAAAAUCUUCAGCAAAUGUCCCGAUAUUACUUCAGACUGGCAGCUAAGAACAGAGUUGGGUGGAGUGACUAUGGUAUUCCAAUCAAGGUCAAAACCAAGCCAGCAGGAGUACCGAAGGUUCAGAUCACCCGAGCGAUGGCACAUUUACAGUCCAUCACAGAAUCUGGUGCAGAAGUUAAUGAAAUGGAAGCUGCACCAAAAUUAGACUACACCAUUGAAAACCGACCUCUCAACUGGAUUCCAGAACAUGAUGUGUCUGACAAGUACCACUUUAUAUCUGAGAUAUCAAGAGGGCGAUUUUCUGUUGUGGUUAAGGGUGUGGAAAAAUCCAAUGAUCACAUAGUCACAGGGAAACUCCUUGAGUUGAGUUCUGCCCGAGAAGUAGCUGUGAACAGAGAAUUUGAAGCCUUGCGUCGUUUGCGGCAUGAGAGAAUCGCCCAGCUCCUUGAAGCCUACAGAGCUCCAGGUGCAGAAGUUGCUGUCUUGAUUCUCGAGAAACUUCAAGGUGCUGAUGUUCUCACAUAUUUCUCAUCUAGACACGAAUAUAAUGAGCAAAUGAUCUGCAAUGUUGUUUCCCAGGUAUUAGAUGGUCUUCAGUACUUACACUGGCGUGGUCUGUGUCAUUUAGAUUUACAGCCUGACAACAUUGUCAUGGCUUCAGUACGUAGCUUACAAGUUAAAUUAGUGGAUCUUGGCUCAGCACAGACUGUCAGUAAACUAGGCACAAUAGUUGACCGAGUUGGACAUAUUGAAUACUCAUCUCCAGAAAUGUUGAACGAUGAACCUGUAUACCCUCAAUCUGACAUCUGGUCAUUGGGUGUAGUUACAUAUAUUCUUUUAUCUGGUGUCUCUCCAUUCCGUGGUGAAAACAAUGAAGAGACAAGGCAGAAUAUUCUCUUUGUUCGAUAUCGAUUUGAACAUUUAUUCAAAGAGCUAUCUCAGGAAGCCACAAGAUUUUUGAUGCUUGUUUUCAAGCGCACUCCUUCGAAACGACCAACAAUUGAGGAAUCUCAUGAACACCGUUGGCUUCUUCCAACAGAGUUUAUGAUUAAAAAGAGAGAAAGAGCUUCAUUCCUUGGAAUUCGACUAAAGGAUUUCUGUGAUGAAUACCACACAAUGCGAGCCAGACAAGCUAUCAAUGCUGAUUCCUUGGUUGGUUCAAUGUCUUCGGGUGACUCAGGCCGAAGAUUGACCCUUUCUCGUUCAGACAGCAUAACAGAAGAGCUAAGCAACGCUUUCCAGAAUGGAGCUGUUGUUUGAAAUUAAGCUGAAAAUGUGAAUGACAAUUUAAAUGAGCAUACCAAGGACUCACCCCUGGUCACAAUAUGCUGUAUUUUUUAAAAAUAUUGUGUGCUCAUUCUCUAUUUUCCUGGGGUUAUAAAUGUGAUUGUACAGUUUUAAAUGAUAGUCUAUUUUCUACAGGAUGAAAACAGAUAAAGUAAUUGUAUCAGAAUAUAGAACUGAGCUCAAUAUUUAAAUUUAAAACCUCUUUGUCAAACCAAAAUUACUUAUGCUAAUUUACAAGAUUUUAUCUUAAACAGUAUUCUUCUUUAACUCACAGCACAAUGAGUAUGUGUCAAGAUUAGCAAUGCUUUGUGCAGAUGUGCAAAACUGUUGGUUUACAAAAUUGUGCAAAUUCAUGUAAUGCAGUUACUUAUAAUAAAAGCUAAACCAAAAUUCAAA
Messenger RNA from Frankliniella occidentalis (western flower thrips), 5470 nucleotides. RefSeq names its product obscurin (gene Obsc). Gene Ontology annotation, molecular function: protein kinase activity; protein binding; ATP binding. The record is from RefSeq and is a predicted model, not a curated record. Gene Ontology annotation, biological process: protein phosphorylation. NCBI's taxonomy places the organism in Eukaryota, Metazoa, Arthropoda, Insecta, Thysanoptera, Thripidae.